This is a messenger RNA of Morchella sextelata, 1836 nucleotides long. RefSeq lists its product as uncharacterized. The record is from RefSeq and is a predicted model, not a curated record. Lineage: Eukaryota; Fungi; Ascomycota; Pezizomycetes; Pezizales; Morchellaceae. The coding region runs from base 1 to 1836 and encodes 611 amino acids. The transcript has 6 exons.
AUGCCCCAGAAACCCUGGAGAAGCGGGCAACCUUCAAUAUCACUACUAUUCCUCUCCGCCCACCAACAUCCAAUGCCUCCAAACUUCUUCCGGGGCGCUCUAUGCCUCCUCAUAACCAUCCUCCAUAUACACGCCGCCGCCGCCCAAACGCCGCCGGAUGCCAACGGCGCCUCAUACUGUAGCCUCAGUGUCCUCAGCAUGACCACGACCCCCACCACGCUCUACAUCCUCGGUGGCUCACAGUCAUGGGCCUCGGACAUGGUAGCAUGGAACGGGCCAAAUAACGUCCUCCGCACCGUCGACAUUAGCUCCUCAUUUCGGAUCGCAGACGGGAAUGUCAGUAGCUAUGCAAAGACAACCACCCUGCCGCUCGAGGUCCCGCGCCUGUCGCGCCCGCUGUGGUGGCCGACGGAGGCCGAGGAGAUCAUGAUGGCACUCGGCAAGCCUGAGCCUGGGAACCGCACGCUUGUGGAUGGUGGGGCGUGGCGGGAGGAUAGUGCGGACAUGGCGUUUGGGUUCUCGAUGGGGGCGCCGGUGUCGAGUGAGGCGAAUACGUGGAUUCCGGAAAGACAGAAGGGAUAUCAGUUGGGUGGGAGGACAUAUUCGGUAGAUGAUCAGGGAGCGGUGGCCGAGGGCGUGGAGACUGGGGCGUUGUGGGUGUUUGAUAGGGCUGGGGAUGCAUGGAGCAAGGAGGAUACGCCGUUUGGGGUGAUAGGGUCCGCGGGGACGGGGUUGCCUUGGGUGGGCGUUGGAGACGAUCAGUUGAUCAUGAGGUUUGGAGGUGUGGUGAAUAGGACCUGGGCGUCCAUGCUCGAGAUUGACAUAUACAGCGCCAAGCUGUCAAAAUGGUACAAGCAAUCCCUCCCCACAGACGCCGCACACCCACCCCCGCGCACAGAGUUCUGCACCGUCACCGUCAGCGCUGCCGACAACUCCAGCCACCAGAUCCUGAUGCUCGGCGGCGUCGAGGCCAACGCUACAGGCGACGGCACCGGCGACACCGUCACCUCAAUCUGGGCACUCACGCUCCCGUCGUUUGACUGGGUUCUCCUACCAUCGACUGUUCUCAACGAGGACGCGGACCCAGGGGGCAGGAUAUCUCCAAAAUGUGAGGUAAUUGGUGAGAGAUAUGUGUUUCAGUUUGGCGGCAGGAAGGCCAUCAGUUACGACUUUCCGACGUGCGAUGUGAAUGCGAGUGCGGCCUUUUUGUGGGAUAUGAAUACGGGCGCAUGGACUGAUACGUUCUUGGUCGAUAAUGGCGCGUAUGAGGUUAGCAGUGAGGUGCGUGCGGUGAUUGGCGGGAGCGCCAAUGGCAAUGCAACAAAACUAGCACCCGAUAACGGGUUCACCGACAAAGCGCUGGGCUCGAUAUUCGCAGUUACGGCCGGCUCCGGCUCCGGCUCCACCGGCAGCUCCACCGGCAGCCCCAAUUCCUCCAGCACGCCAACAACCUCACCCGAACCCACUGCAGCCUCCACCAGCUCCAACCACGGCGCCAUCAUCGGCGGGGCUGUCGGGGGGACCCUGGCCUUUCUCGCCCUAUCCGGCAUAGGAAUAUUGCUCUUCCGGCGGCGCCGCCAGCAGGGCCAGCAGCCCGAAAGUACUCUCGAAUCCAAGGACUUUAUCGGCCUCAACAGCCCAGCGUCGCCAGACGAACAUUACCACCCGCGCGAGCUGGAAGUCGAUGCGAAUUCGCGGUGGGAGAUGAUGUGCAACGCGAAUGCGUCGCCGGUAGAGAUGCCGGCGCGGGAGUCGGUGAUGGAGAUGCCGGCGGGUUAUGGUCAGGAGAAGCAGGUGCCGCUGGAGGUUCGGAGGAAGAAGGUUCCGGGGCGGUAG